Trichobilharzia regenti is the source of this 1272-nucleotide messenger RNA. The record is from the annotation of a GenBank genome assembly. NCBI's taxonomy places the organism in Eukaryota, Metazoa, Platyhelminthes, Trematoda, Strigeidida, Schistosomatidae.
AUGCUAACGCCACAUGAACUAUUUGUUUCUUGCAUUCGUAAAGGUUGUCAGAUGUGGGAUUUCCGGAAAUUUUCACAAAAAGUCAAAACGGGUGUUAUGUUACUGAAUAUGGGUGGCCCACAAACUACGAAGGAUGUAUAUCCUUUCUUAACCCGCCUAUUUUCCGACAAGGAGAUUAUUCACAUGCCAUUUCAAGAUACGUUGGCACGAUUUGUAGCGUGGCGUAGAUCUCCAAAGAUUGAACGACAGUAUUCUCAAAUUGGUGGCGGAUCUCCUAUUCUGCACUGGACUAAAGUACAAGGCGAAAUGAUGACCAAGCAUUUAGAUGCAAUUAGUCCUGAGACCGCUCCUCAUAAGUUCUACGUUGCUUUUCGUUAUGCACAUCCUCUGGUGGAAUCUUGUGUUAAUGAAAUGGAAAGAGACGGUGUUGAACGUGCAGUGGCUUUUAGUCAAUACCCACAAUAUAGCUGCACAACCUCGGGUAGUAGCUUUAAUGCCAUUGUUCGUCACUAUAUGAAUAAAGAAACGAGUUUCAACGGGGUCGAAAGUGUUGAACUUCCUCCUGUUCUAAAUAACACUCCAGGACCAGUUUGGUCGUUCAUAGACAGGUGGCCAGUUCUUCCUCAUUUAAUCAAUUCCUUUGCCAAUAAAAUUCUCCAGGAGCUUAAUAGCAUUGAGGAUGAAACUGUGCGCGCGAAAACCGUAUUACUUUUCAGUGCCCAUUCAAUACCAAUGUCUGUCGUGAAUCGCGGCGAUCCUUACCCUCAAGAAGUAAGUGCAACGGUUCAUGAAAUCAUGAGACGACUUAAUUUCUCAUGGCCUUACCGUCUUAUUUGGCAGUCAAAAGUUGGUCCAGUAGCUUGGUUAGGUCCGUCAACAAAAGAUACUCUACAAGGAUUAAGUCGUUUGGGAUACCGCCAUGUACUUCUAAUCCCAGUCGCUUUCAUUCAGGAUCAUAUUGAAACCCUAUAUGAAAUGGAUGUGGAAUACUGUACUGAGGUAGCCUCGGAAGUCGGUAUGGUUUCCGUGCGCAGGUCAAAAUCACUGAAUGACGAUCCUAUUUUUAUUCAAGGUCUUGGUGAAUUAGUUGCCAAACACAUUCGUCGUGGUGAUCCGUGUACAAAACAAUUUAUGCUUCGUUGUCCAAUGUGUACCAAUCCAUCAUGUGGAAAUACCAGAACAUUUAUUGCAGCUCAAAAGGAGCGUGUACAUGACUGGACAGUAUCUCACUUACACAACUCUCAAACUUCACCAUUAGUUGAGUGUAGUUAG